Messenger RNA from Emys orbicularis (European pond turtle), 1610 nucleotides. It is a transcript of the gene G6PD, whose product is annotated as glucose-6-phosphate dehydrogenase. The transcript is spliced from 13 exons. The record is from RefSeq and is a predicted model, not a curated record. Gene Ontology annotation, molecular function: NADP binding; glucose-6-phosphate dehydrogenase activity. Lineage: Eukaryota; Metazoa; Chordata; Testudines; Emydidae. Bases 63 to 1610 code for a protein of 515 amino acids. Gene Ontology annotation, biological process: pentose-phosphate shunt, oxidative branch; glucose metabolic process. Gene Ontology annotation, cellular component: cytosol.
GCGUUGGGCCGGCGGCAGAGCGGGAGCGAGACCCGGGGAGUGGGAGCAGCAAUUCAAGCACCAUGACUCUUCAGCGGGAGCUGAGCCGCUCGCAGGUGUGCGGGAUGAUGCGUGAGGAGCUGUGCCAGGGCAAGGACUUCCUCCAGUCCGACACCCACAUCUUCAUCAUCAUGGGGGCCUCGGGCGACUUGGCCAAGAAGAAGAUCUACCCGACCAUCUGGUGGCUCUUCCGGGAUGGCCUCCUGCCCGAUGACACCUACGUGGUGGGCUACGCCCGCUCCCAGCUCACCGUGGCCGACAUCCGCAAGCAGAGCCAGCCCUACUUCAAGGUGGAGCUGGAUGAGCAGAAGAAGCUGGAGGAGUUCUUUGCCCGGAACAGCUACGUGUCAGGGACCUAUGACGACAGCACCUCCUUCCGGCGGCUGAACGCCCACCUGGACGCACUGCACAACGGGGACAAGGCCAACCGGCUCUUCUACCUGGCACUGCCCCCUAGUGUCUACGAGCACGUCACCCGCAACAUCAAGGAAUGCUGCAUGGGCCACGGGGGCUGGAACCGCAUCAUCGUGGAGAAGCCAUUCGGGAAGGACCUGGAGAGCUCCAACAAACUGUCCAAUCACAUCGCGUCGCUCUUCCGGGAGGACCAGAUCUACCGCAUUGACCACUACCUCGGCAAGGAGAUGGUGCAGAACCUCAUGGUGCUGAGGUUCGGGAACCGGAUCUUCGGCCCUGUGUGGAACCGGGACAACGUGGCCUGCAUCAUCCUGACCUUCAAGGAGCCGUUUGGCACAGAGGGGCGGGGCGGCUACUUCGAUGAGUUCGGGAUCAUCCGCGAUGUGAUGCAGAACCACCUGCUGCAGAUGCUCUGCCUGGUGGCCAUGGAAAAACCGGCUUCCACAGACUCAGACGACGUGCGGGAUGAGAAGGUGAAGGUGCUGAAGUGCAUCUCUGAGUUGCAGCUGGGCAAUGUGGUGCUGGGCCAGUAUGUGGGGAACCCCGAUGGGGUGGGCGAGGCCCGGAAGAGCUACCUGGAUGACCCCACUGUCCCCACUGGCUCUAACACAGCCACCUUCGCUACCGCUGUGCUGUAUGUGGACAACGAGAGAUGGGACGGCAUCCCAUUCGUGCUGCGCUGUGGUAAGGCCCUGAAUGAGCGCAAGGCCGAGGUGCGGCUGCAGUUCCGGGACGUGCCGGGCGACAUCUUCCAGCGGCAGUGCAAGCGCAACGAGCUGGUGAUCCGGGUGCAGCCCAACGAGGCCGUCUACACCAAGAUGAUGACCAAGAAACCUGGCAUGUUCUUCGACCCCGAGGAGUCGGAGCUGGACCUGACCUACGGCAACCGCUACAAGGAUGUGAAGCUGCCGGAUGCCUAUGAGCGACUCAUCCUGGAUGUCUUCUGUGGCAACCAGAUGCACUUUGUGCGCAGUGACGAGCUGCGUGAAGCCUGGCGCAUUUUCACUCCGCUGCUGCACAAGAUCGAGUCUGAGAGGAUCAAACCAAUCCCGUACUGCUACGGCAGCCGGGGCCCACCCGCGGCGGACGAGCUGAUGAAGAGAGUCGGGUUCCAGUACGAGGGCACCUACCGCUGGGUGAAUCCGCACAAGCUCUGA